This is a messenger RNA of Chaetomium fimeti, 222 nucleotides long. RefSeq lists its product as uncharacterized. NCBI's taxonomy places the organism in Eukaryota, Fungi, Ascomycota, Sordariomycetes, Sordariales, Chaetomiaceae. The transcript has 2 exons. The record is from RefSeq and is a predicted model, not a curated record. The coding region runs from base 1 to 222 and encodes 73 amino acids.
AUGCGCCCGAUCGCCACCCUCCUCAUCAGCCUGCUUGCCCCCGCGGUUCUAGGCCUCGCGAUCCCUGCCCCCAAGAACGCCGCCGAGGUCCGCACCACCGUCCCCACCACCGCGGGGGACCGCCGCCGCAGCCCGUCGGUGGAAGGCGCCGGGCAGUCGGGCGGCGACGACGACGACGCGAUUGCGUAUGCGUGGUAUGAAGAGGACAAGGAGAGUGCUUAG